Cicer arietinum (chickpea) is the source of this 2021-nucleotide messenger RNA. RefSeq lists its product as uncharacterized. The record is from RefSeq and is a predicted model, not a curated record. Lineage: Eukaryota; Viridiplantae; Streptophyta; Magnoliopsida; Fabales; Fabaceae. Gene Ontology annotation, molecular function: ubiquitin protein ligase activity.
UCGUAGUUUAUUGCUUCUAAAACUUUGCUUCUCUCUCUUAAAAACUUUCUAUGCAAUUUUCUUCUCUCUCUUCUAAACUUUCAAACGGAGAACAACAACAAGAAGAAAAAGAAUCAUACCAGCGAAAAAAGAUUUGAAGGGAAUAAACUGUUGAAUAUUGAUGGAUGAAUAUUCUGGUAAAAGAGCCACUGAUGGGGUGGUAGUCCCUAAAAAGGGUAUGGGCAACAUGUUUAAAGAUACUGCCAAUACUAGAGAUAGAAAUGGUCAAGUAUGUAGCCGUCUUGGUUGCAGCAGCAGAGUCAACUCUCCUAAAGGUGCUCAAAUCGGUUCUUCUGAAAAGGGUAAAUCUUUGAGGCCUUCAUUUAGGUACUCUUCAACUGGCAAGGAAACAAUUGGAAGCUCCUCUAAAACAUUCUCUGGGAGUAGUAACCCAAGAAAACCCCUUAAAAAGCCUCAGAAAACAUUACCUAUAGAGACAGAUUCAUCUGAAACUAGUAGUGUACAAGAUGAACCAGAAGUUUCGAAGCUAGUACCUCCACCUGAAAAAAAUAAGAGGGGGAUUCAAGCUGAAGGAGAAAACUCAGAGUCCAGUAAUGUCACGCUGAUGGAAGUAGGGAGUUCUAGUUUAGCAUCUAAUACAAGAUCUAGGAGGAAUUUUCAUCCUAAACCUGGAUUACGUAGUCAAGAAAUUCAAAGUACUGGUCCAGGGACACGUGCUGGUACCAGUAGGUAUGGGUUAAGGAACCUAAGAUGCAACUCCAUCUCUGAUGUUAUCCCUGCCGGUUGUACACCAUCAGAUUCAACCCUCAACAGAAGGAAGGAUGCUAUAAAAAAGAGAAAUUGUGACGGGGAAAGUAGUUCUACAGCUAGAGGGAAGAAAAUUAACGGGCCCUCGGUAGAAGGGCGGAAUUCUGUUUCGAGAAACGGCAUAUCUAUCUCCGAUUCAAGAAUAUCUAGAAAUAACCCUCACAGGGACAGACCCGACAGCAAUUUAGUGUCUGUUAGAACACGGAGAUCAGUUGGUGGUCAUGCUAGGGGAAGACUUUCUGGCCAAGGAAAUGCUAAUCAUGUAGCACCUAAUCAGUCCCUUAUUAUGAUACCUUCUUUUUCUCAUUCUGGCAAUCUUAAUGCUCCUGGUGUACAACAUCAUGCUUCUCUAGAGACUCCUUCAAGUCCAAGCUCUUACAGUGGAGCAGGUACUAGCAGUGAGGAGUUAUAUGGUGUUAUGCCGGGGUCUCCUGUUGAAUAUGGCCUCACUCAUUCUCUAAUAAAUCGGGAUGGCUUUCGACGUCGCUACAACAUGGAUGGUAUUGCCGAGGUAUUGUUGGCACUUGAGAGGAUUGAACAAGAUGUUGAGCUUACACACGAGCAAAUUCUUAUGUUGGAGUCCAACUUGUUCCUUACUGGACUAAACUUCUAUGACCAGCACAGAGACAUGCGGUUGGACAUUGAUAAUAUGUCUUAUGAGGAACUACUGGCUCUGGAAGAGAGGAUGGGCACUGUGAGCACCGCUGUAACAGAGGAAGCUCUAUCAGAAUGCCUAAAGAGAAGUUUCUAUCAAUCCUCACCCUCAAACAAUGCAGCUAAGAGUUGCAAUGAGAAUAAGGAUGAUAUCAAAUGCAGCAUCUGCCAGGAGGAAUAUGUGGUGGCAGAUGAAUUAGGGAGUCUACAGUGUGAGCACAAGUAUCAUUUGGUGUGCAUACAGCAGUGGCUACGGCUAAAGAACUGGUGCCCUAUUUGCAAAGCAUCGGUGGCAACGUCAAGUUCAUCCUCAUCCCACUAGGCCAGACAAUGGAGAGUGUAGACUGAUUUCUUUCUACCUCCUCUUUCUGUUCAUCUUGAUUUUCUCUUUUGUACAAAAACAGUUUCUCUUCACCUCUUCUUAUUGGUCUUUUGUACAUAGUCAAUAUAUUCAUACCCAUUAUUAUCAAAUAAUACAAGCCACUGGCUUGAUAGAUUGAAACUUCUUGUUAAGCUGCUGGUGCAAUAAAUCCCAUCUUAUGUCCUUGCUAGUUGUUUAA